Messenger RNA from Episyrphus balteatus (marmalade hoverfly), 5545 nucleotides. RefSeq lists its product as uncharacterized. The record is from RefSeq and is a predicted model, not a curated record. Bases 542 to 3787 code for a protein of 1081 amino acids. Gene Ontology annotation, molecular function: DNA-binding transcription factor activity, RNA polymerase II-specific; RNA polymerase II cis-regulatory region sequence-specific DNA binding. The transcript has 5 exons. Gene Ontology annotation, biological process: regulation of transcription by RNA polymerase II. Lineage: Eukaryota; Metazoa; Arthropoda; Insecta; Diptera; Syrphidae.
AAAAAAAAAUUCUUUAUAUCUAAAAUAAAAUCAUAUAUCUACUUGUUGCUUUCAAACUGCACAAAACAUGACAUGAAAAUAAUCUUAACAUCAAAAAACUGGUGUUGACGUGGAUUAUGAUGAUGAUUGCUAAGUUGACGCGCUUUGGUGAUGUUGAUUGUCUCUUUGCACUGCUGCUGAUGCAUAAUGAUAAUUACAAAUCGUUUUUCUACUUCUUGUUAACACUCAGACUCAAAACGUUAUUGCAUGCAAUUUCCAUAAAUGGUUGCCCGUCAGAUUCAUUUCACAUGCACAGCGAGAGAUGCGAUUUGAUCAAAAUGAUGUAAUUUAUGGCAAGUAUAGAAUUCAUCAAAUUCAGGUUCAAAAGGAAACGGAAACAUACAAUCUAUAAAAUAACUCAAUAAGACUGAAAACUGAAAAAAGAGCUCUAUUUUUUUCAAAAUAUCAAUGGAGUUGCAACCUUUAUUAAUGACUAUCGCUCUUUUCCUUUUUUGUUUUUUAAAUUGUCAAUUAACUGGAAAUUACUUCUGCAAAGGAGAAAAUGUUGUUAGCAAUGCGUCGUGAAUCUGAUCAUCAAAGUGGCAUCAUCCAUCAUCAAAAUCCAAUACAAGAAGAUCAAGAACACCAGCAGGACCAAUCAAGUGUGACAACAGCAUCAUCCGCACCAGCAGCAAUUAAUCUUCAGUCGACCUCUGAUUCUAUAAAUUUACCUCCAACAUCUACAGGCUCACAGAUCUCAGUUCCACAAUACGGAUUUUAUAGUAAUCCAAGUUCAAGUGGAAACUAUCUGCAUUCGCAUCAUCUUUCACAACUGCCGCCACCGCCACCACCUCCACCACUCACAAGUACAGGUCGUUCGGUUCUUCCGCAUUCAUCCACCGGAAGUGGACUUGACGAGUACGUAGAUAUACUUCAAGUUCAGCAACUUCUUUUGGAUUCUUCUUCAGCAACCUCAUCAGGAGCGACUUCAACAACAAUUUCCAGUUCGCAAUCUCUACCGAAGCCACUUCCAAGACCUAGAAUCAACUUACAGAAGGCUUCUGAAUACGCUGCCCAAAUUCAAGCUGAAUCCCCUUCAUCUCGUCGAGUAUUGUUAGACUAUCCUAGUCCUUAUUUCUACGGAAAUCAUUAUCACUCGUCGCCGAAUGAAGAUCUCGUUGCCCUUUGGUUUGGCAGCAAUGGAUCAGGCGGCGUAGCCCCUGGAACCCCAUCAGCGGCCAUGAUCAUGGAAGGGCUUGAAACCCUUGUGGCGCCAUCGCAUCACGCAUUCCUGCUAACUGAGUCCGCAGCGGCAGCUCAUUUUAACGUUUUGAGCUUUGAUACAUGCUUGUUUAAGACUACCGCUCAGACCAGUCCAUCAACCGCACCCGUCUCCGUUUCAUCGGCUGCUUCGUAUUUAUCGAAUCCGUCGAGUUUUGGCAGUGGCUUGGGUGCCCAAACAUUGCUGCAUUAUAGUUUAUCAUCAUCAUCAUCUUCACAGCAGCAUCAUCAUCAGCAACAAGAAAACCAAACCAAUAGCAGUAGUAAUUCCCAUCAUCACCACAGCCAUCAUCAUCAGCAACAACAUCACCAGUCAUCACAAAGUACAUCAGUAUCGGGUAGUGUGCAAAACGUCAGCAGCCAGAAUACACGCAUCAGUGACAGUUCAACACCGUCGGGCAUUAUUAGCAGUACUGGUGCAUCAGCACAGACAACAACCACAAGCACGGCUAGUGGCCCAAACAGUAGUGGUUCGGGCAGAAGUUCAGCCUCGCAUCUGAGUUUGUUGAAUACUAGUUCCGGAGAGGCUAAUAAACAUCAUCAGCACACGCACACUCAACAGCAGACACACUCGCAUCAGCAGCUUCAUCCCAGUCAGGAUUGUGACGACGCUCAAGCUGGGGAUUUGAAUACGCCCGUAACGACAUCUAGUGAUAUCCCGUCGUUCUUCGGACCGUCAACUGUUGUUGAACCACCUCCAAUUACAGGUUCAAUUGCAUCUGAGGAUCUCUCUCUUGAGCCCCAGACUGUAUCGAGUCCGGUGUUGUGUAGCCCAUUGAAGGAAGAGCGCAGCACCCCACCCACACUGAUAGUUAAGGAAGAAACAAGUAAUAAUAGUUGUACAAUGUAUCCAACACAUCUUACAAAUAGUCAAACCACAACAUCAACAACAACAUUAGGCAAUAAUAGCAAUACACACAACAAUAAUAAUAACUCAAUAAGUGCCAGUAAUAGCAAUAAUAACACAAAUCACCAUCCUCACCAUCGGCAUGGCCAACAUGGCAACAGUUCACCACACCAUCGUCAUAGUAUACAACAGCAACACAAUAACAGUCAACAUAAUAUGAAUCAACACCAACAACAAAACCAAAUACACCACCAGAGUCAGUUACAUCAACAACAUUUACAACAACAACAUCACAACACACAACAACACCACCAACAACAUCAGCAACAACAACACCAACACCAUCAACAACAACAGCAACAACACCAUUCACACAUCCAACAACAACAACAUUCUCACCACCAACAGCAACAACAACAACAACAACAUCAAAGUAGUGGUAAAAUAUCAUAUCGUGGCAUUUUCACCACUACAGGUAACCCAUCCAUGGGUGGACUGUCAGCCGCGGCAGCAGCAUCGGCAUCACAGCUUAAUUCACCACAGUUGAGUGUACUACCUAGCCAGAUGUCACCACCGUCAGCUGGCCUCGGCAGCAGCUGGGGUCUUCCUAGUCCCGAUAAAACGCUCUUUCAGCCACCGAUGUUCGGCCUGCUGGGACCAGGUCCACAAAACACCAACGCACAAGCUCACUACGCCCCACAGAACACGUCUGCCAGUAGCCCCUCACCAUCAGCUCAUCACAUGCACUCCGCCUACAACGAUGAGCGUAAUCCUCAACAUGUUGAACUGCUUGGUCUGAACAUGGACUGCUCAAGUAUAAUUCUGAAGCAACCUCCUCCCAGCUACAGCAGCGGGUGUGUGUCUACUAUAGAUCUCCAGCCUACCCAGUCAAGUCAAGAUCUCAACCAGUAUGCCCGCCAGCAAAUGACAGCUUCCAAAUAUCAAUGGUUGGACUCUCCAGCCGAGUAUGGUAGUCCGCAGCAGUCCCUGGUGGUACCAGGACCUUCAUCGUCGGCAUCUUCCGCCUCAGGACUAGUACCAAAACAAGAGGCUUAUAGCGACCACCAUAUGUCGACCCCCAGUGGCUCCCAAUCAGGGUAUUCGGUAGUACAGUUGGCCGAAUACAGUCCAUCUACCAGCAAGGGCCACGAAAUUCUCUCCCAGGUCUAUCAGCAGAGUACAUUGCCACUCAAGCUUGUCCCAGUAAAGCCCCGCAAAUACCCCAACCGGCCCAGCAAAACACCAGUUCAUGAACGACCUUAUGCAUGCCCCGUAGAGAACUGUGAUCGCCGAUUCUCACGCUCAGAUGAACUCACCCGCCACAUUCGCAUCCAUACUGGCCAAAAACCGUUCCAGUGUCGCAUCUGCAUGCGAUCCUUCAGCCGAUCAGACCACCUUACGACACAUAUUCGAACGCACACUGGCGAAAAGCCCUUCUCCUGCGACAUCUGUGGACGUAAAUUUGCUCGUUCCGAUGAGAAAAAACGUCAUGCCAAAGUCCACCUCAAACAACGCAUCAAGAAAGAGAGCAAACUCAGUCAACAACAGCAACAGCAUCAACAAGCUGCAGCAGCAGCUGCGGCAGCGGCGGCACAACACCACCACCAACAGCAGCACGCUCAUCACAUGUUGCAUUCCGGUGACCUUUCUAUUGUGACGACAAGUGCAACAAGUUUGUAGGUCGAGGAAAGUCUAUCGCCGAUUGAUUCUUUUGUAAAUUUCCCUAUCGAAGCUACGUGGAAAGACUUCGAUGAUGCAGAUAUACAAGACGACGAUAAUGAUAAUAAUAACGAUGCGGCAAUAACACCGGCGGUGGCUGUGACGGUGGCGACUACUGCCAACAAGGCUCAGGCGAUAGCAGCGGACGAAAUAAGCUGCACAGAUGCAUCAACAGGAACUGCACCAAAAGCACCGGUGGCAACAGUUUCUGUUGGAACUUCUACGUCGGAUGUUGAAAGUGUUGCUGGUACGACCAGCAUACCAUUUACAAUAUUAGCUCGAAACAAUAAUUCUAAUAAUAACAAUAAUAGGGAUUGGCUUAUUUUACUAUUAACACAGUAAGAAUUUCUAUUGGAAAUGUUGUCAAAAAUGAAGGUGCAAUGUAAGAGAAGUUUUAAAAGAAAAAAAUAAGUUCAAAACCACUUAACGCUAAUGUUUCACUAAAUUGAAAAAAAAAAAAAAUUAUUUAAUGCAGAAUGAGCUUAUCAACCCUCAAUUGGUUUGAGAAAACAACUGGUAUUUCUUGCAAAUCUUACAAAAAAAUUAUAUAAGGUGAAAUGGUAGGUGCGACGGACUCUUACUUCAUAGGAUCACUCCUCUGAAUUAGUUCAUUUCAUCUAAGAAGUUCAGACUAAGCAGAAAAUUGUUAGCCUUCCCAAUUUUUGCAAACAAAUUAAACACAAAAAGGAAUGGUUGAGAGUUGUAAGUCACUAGACUAUGGUCCUUCAUAGGAAUGUCGCUCCAGAAUCCAUAUUUUUAAGCUUCGUAAUAAAGGUAAAGUUAUGAGCUUUAACCUGUCAUACCAGUGAUUUGUUGUUUAUAUAACUCCCGAUCUCUUUACGAGGGUUUUAAAAAAUUUUACUCUUUGGGUUCUACCCAAGAAGGUACUGCGAUCAUCUGUAAAUGAAACUAUAGAAGAGAUUCCUCCUUUCACACCUGAACCUUAAAUAUCUUGUAUAUUUUCACACACUUUACAGAAACACAUUUAGUAGAUAUGGUUAUUUUAUGAUGAUUUGAGUUGAGAAAGCUAUACAAGACGUGUUUAGUAGUCCUAACACCCAAUAAGGUAUACCUUCUCUUAAGAUCACCUUCUUCAAUCAUCAAACUAAAAAAUGUUUGCGUAAUGCUAUAAACGUAAUGAUCAUAAUAAUAUAAUAAAAAGAAUCAGAAAACCAAACAUAAAAUUCAUAUCACAACUUCCUCUAUAUAAGUUUUUUUUUUCUUGUGGUUAUUGAUACAACUAUUUAAUGAUCACUUUAAGCAGUAGACCUUCAGUGAACUAUCGAAAACCCAUUACGCAUGAAGUAAUUUAACUUUUAUUUAUUUUCAUAUUUUUUUUUUUUCUUGAUCGCAGACUUUGAUUAUAUUUUUCAAAAGUGUCACCAAGUACCUACAUAAUAAAAAUACAAGAAAAAAAAAUAAACCAGCGCCAGCGUGGGCCUUUGUUUAAGAAGUUGUAAGAACAACUUUUUGCCCGAAGCUUAUUAAUGAUUGAGCGUUUGAAUAUCUCGUUUUGCUAUUAAGUUAUAUUUUUUUACACCAGAAAAUUAAAUAGCUCUUUUGGAGUUGAAGUAGAGACAAAAAGUUUUUUCGAGAAUUUGUGAAAUAUUAGAAACGGAUUCCUUUUCUUAUAUUACAUCUUCCAACCUGCUGAAUAAGAUGUCUAUUUUAAAUAUUGCCAAACAGAAACUUUUUAAGAAAAAUACAAAAAAAAACAAA